AUGAUACUUCCAGAUACUGGAAAAUCCGAGGCGACAAGGCACUGGAGUGGGCCCCCGGAAAACUGCAGCAGCCCUAUGAAAAAGUGGCCAGAUUGUUAUGAGGGUGCCCGUUCCCGUACAUACACUGGGUUUCUCUCCAGUGUGAAAAUUCAGAUGUAUGUUGAGCCAAGGCACCUGUGCCGUCAGACGUUGCCUAGCGUUAGAAGCGAGCUGGAAUGCGUGACCAACAUCACCCUGGCAAAUGUCAUCCGACAGCUGGGCAGCCUGAGUAAAUAUGCAGAGGACAAUUUUGGAGAGCUCUUUACUCAGGCAAAUACCUUUGCCUCUCGGGUAAGCUCCCUUGCUGAGAGGGUCGACGGACUACAAGUUAAAGUCACUCAGCUGGAUCCCAAGGAAGAAGAAGUGUCACUGCAAGGAAUCAACACCCGAAAAGCCUUCAGAAGCUCCACCAUUCAAGACCAGAAGCUUUUUGACAGAAACUCUCUCCCAGUGCCUGUCUUAGAAACAUACAAUACCUGUGAUACUCCUCCCCCUCUCAACAAUCUUACCCCUUACAGGGACGAUGGAACAGAGGCACUCAAAUUCUACACAGACCCUUCAUACUUCUUUGAUCUUUGGAAGAAGAAGAUGCUGCAGGACACCAAGGAUAUCAUGAAAGAGAAGAGAAAGCACAGGAAAGAAAAGAAAGAUAAUCCAAAUCGAGGGAAUGUAAACCCACGUAAAAUCAAGACACGUAAGGAAGAGUGGGAGAAAAUUAAGAUGGGGCAAGAAUUUGUGGAGUCCAAAGAAAAGCUGGGGCCUUUUGGGUAUCCACCCACCUUGGUGUACCAGAAUGGCAGCAUUGGCUGUGUUGAAAACGUGGAUGCAAGUAGCUAUCCACCACCAUCACAGUCAGACUCUGCUUCUUCACCUUCUCCUUCCUUCUCUGAGGACAACUUGCCUCCUCCACCAGCAGAAUUCAGUUACCCAGUGGACAACCAAAGAGGAUCCGGUUUGGCUGGACCCAAAAGAUCCAGUGUGGUCAGCCCAAGCCAUCCACCACCAGCUCCUCUUCUAGGCUCUCCACCAAGCUCUAAACCCGGGUUUGCUCCACCACCUGCCCCUCCACCACCCCCGCCUCCAAUGAUAGGCAUCCCACCUCCACCACCGCCUAUAGGAUUUGGGUCUCCAGGGACGCCUCCACCACCCUCACGCCCAUCUUUCCCACCUCACCCUGAUUUUGCUGCCCCUCCACCUCUUCCUCCACCACCGGCAGCUGACUACCCAACUCUCCCACCACCUCCCUUGUCCCAGCCAACAAGAGGAGCACCUCCUCCUCCCCCUCCUCCUCCUCCGGGGCCCCCUCCUCCCCCUUUCACUGGUGCAGAUGGCCAGCCUGCUGUACCACCACCGCUUUCUGACACCACCAAGCCCAAGUCCUCCUUGCCUGCCAUAAGCGAUGCCCGUAGCAACCUGCUUUCAGCCAUCUGUCAAGGUUUUCAUCUGCGCAGGGUUGAGGAGCAGCAGGAACAAGAGAAGUGGGAUGUCAUGGGCAAUGACGUGGCCACCAUCUUGUCUCGUCGCAUUGCUGUUGAGUACAGUGACUCAGAAGAUGACUCCUCUGAAUUUGAUGAGGACGACUGGUCUGAUUAACUCUUUCUGCCUGCUGCCCACCUUCUUUUUCUUUCCUUCCUACUUGCCUUCUUUGAUGCCAACCCCAACAGACCCAUAGGGGAGAAAAGGGAGGAAAAACAUAAUUUUAAGGGGCCGAAGCUUUCCCUGAAGCAACCAAAGCUAUAUCCAAGUGCUUCCUCCAAAUCACAUGUAUUUCCUCUUCCCAUUGUCAGGCCCUGUGGGGCUCCUGAGAUUCAGUAGCUGGGAUGUUCCCUCUUUCCUUCAAGUGCCUGUUGCAUGUUUAAAGGAAGGAGAAAUCCCAAAGCAGAUUCCUUUGAUUGGGUUUCCGUUGGAGAUGGGGCCUUCCCUUAGGAGCCAUAUUCAACUACAGUCUUCUAAAACCUGUGCCCUCAACCACUUCGAAUAAUGCCAGCCACCUUCUGGUUCUAAAGCAGAGGGAGUGGCCUGAAUGGACACAGCUGGCCCCUUUCCCGUGCACUGAAAGGGCAGAGCAGGCCGAAGGCUCCAACGGCCAAACUGCCUCACCCUCUGCCCUAAUCAGCAGGGUGGGCCUGCCUUUUGCUAAGCGAUCUCUAUGCCUGGGAUUCCCUUUAUUCCAGGAGACAUUAAGCCUCUAAAGAAUGUCUCACCUCCUCUGCCCAAAAAUGAUGCUCUUCUGUAGGCUGGUGUUGUUGCUUCCCUCCCAGGAUCCCUUUGGUGAGUGUGGUGUUCAGGAUGCGCCAGCACCACCUCUACAUGCCUUCAGGCAACACGGCCCAGUUUUAACCUCUAGUAUCCAUGACCAAACUAUCCCUGACACAUAAGGACAGGGGCCUCUUCUGGCUGUCAGGAGCAAAGCCUGAAGACUUGGAGCUGCAGGACUGGAAGAACAGUGGAGCCCCGUGGGUCCCACCCUUUAAGGAUGCUGAGGCCUAGAGAUGGGAAGUGACUUGCUCAAGGUCACACAAUUGGAUAGUGACAUAGCUAGAGCCCAGAAUUCCUGAUUCCAAGUCACCUGUGCUUUCUGGGACCAAAGAAUGGGCACCUGCUGGAGUCUGGGCAGAGCUUUCUUGGCUGUAUUGCUACUCCAGACCUCACCAUAGGUUGGGGUCCCAGUAGGAGGGCUCAGGGUCUGUGCCAGCCCUGUCAGUGCUGCUCAGACCUUCAUAGCCUCUCUUGUCACUCUUUGUUGCCCCUUUUCUGUCACCAACCAACCACAUAGCCUUGGGACCAGCCCCUCUGGGGGACCAGAAGUAGUGAGAGAAGGAAGGGGAUAGGCAGCUUUGACAGGUGCUGUUUUCAAUUCCUCUGCAACUCCUCCCCCUUUUAUUUCCCCAAUUUAAACAAAGAUUCUGCCAACUGUGGAAACUUCAGUCCCUCAGGCUGGCAGCUGUGCUGGUACCUGCCUGGGGGGGCCUGGCAGUCGUGAAGCAGGCUGAAAGGCAGAGGGGCUCCAGGUCCUGUUUCCAGCUCCCCUCACUGCACAUGGUGAAGCUCCCUCCCUCCCCACUUUUCCCAGAGCUAAUACACAGGUGCUAUUAUUCAGAAAAAAACUGGUCAGCUCUAACCAACAGUGAGGUUUCUUCUCUUCUGCCCUAACUAUUGUGUAGCCUCUUAUGCUGAAAUUGGCUUCUGCCAGUUUAUCUGGCUUUCAGAGCCCUGAAACAAAGAGAAACAGGAUCUGUCCCUACCCAGCACAGCAAAUGGUUGUAGUAAUUGCCAAAGCCCUCGUAACGCCCUCCGGCUUGAGGAGACAGUGUAUAGUCAUGAGUUCUGCCUCUGUGCCCUUGCUGGCCGCUUCCCCUUUGCCUUCUUUCCUGGAACUCAGGGUGUGGGGACUGAGCCUG
Molecule: messenger RNA, 3440 nt
Organism: Pan troglodytes (chimpanzee)
Lineage: Eukaryota; Metazoa; Chordata; Mammalia; Primates; Hominidae
Product: actin-binding protein WASF2-like
Exons: 4
Coding region: 1-1632 (543 amino acids)
Biological process (GO): actin cytoskeleton organization; positive regulation of Arp2/3 complex-mediated actin nucleation
Cellular component (GO): SCAR complex; cytoskeleton
Molecular function (GO): Arp2/3 complex binding; protein kinase A regulatory subunit binding; actin binding
Source: RefSeq, a predicted model, not a curated record